This is a messenger RNA of Ruditapes philippinarum (Manila clam), 1367 nucleotides long. RefSeq lists its product as uncharacterized. The record is from RefSeq and is a predicted model, not a curated record. The transcript is spliced from 2 exons. Bases 185 to 1267 code for a protein of 360 amino acids. Lineage: Eukaryota; Metazoa; Mollusca; Bivalvia; Venerida; Veneridae.
AAACGUCGAGGCGGUCAGCUCUAUAGCCAUUUUCGUUCAAAGCUUUUGCAAGGAAACUUUCGUCAAUCUUUCGCAAUUCAUAACAAUCGAAGUUUAUUUUCUAUUUCCUUGCAAAUACUUAAAUACGGACGGAUAACUUUUAAAACUGUUUGAAUAUCUUAUUCAGUAUUAAUAUAUCUUAAAUAUGGUUUUAAUAAUGCUAGUAUUUAUAUGCAUAUUUUUCAUGGGAUCCACGAUUGUUGAAACUCGAUAUAUAGCAUCAAAUCAGCGUCUGCAAAUCAGUCGAGUUCUUCAACGAAGACCAGUAGAAAAUAUGUUCCCAAACCAUGUAUUAUAUCGACGAAACCAACGAGUCAUUUCAUCAGAUAAAGGCUACAACUCAUACAGCGGAAGGUUUACCCAACCUCGAACAAAAAUGUCAUCUGGGAAUUCAUUUUAUAAAUCAUCCAUACAACCUUCGAAAAAGAACAGCUUAGCUGAAAGGCGGUUAGGAAGUUUUGAGUCGCGAAAUCACCAACAAAAAUCGUUAAAUAAAUUAAGUUUUCUUGACCGAAAGCGUAAAUUACAGAUCAGCCUUAAAUUCAACGAACCUAAUUCUGAAGACACGAAAAUGCAAAAACAUGUACAUAUUAAAUCCAAGAAUGUCAAUGAUUUGAAGAUAUCUCACGGGAUAAAAAGUACGAAGAUUACCAUUGAUAGAGAUGGCUCACGAACCGGAAUACAUAUGUUCAGGAGACCAGUUUUAAGAUCAAACAACGGCAUCCGAAACGUGUACCAUCCGAAACAUCCUCGAACAAAUCAUAGGCGUAAACCUUCACCGAUCAAUAAAAUUCAAGUGCCAUUCAUUUCGCCUACAUUUCAUACAAAGAAUGGUGAACUUGUGGAAGAUGGAUUAAGUUUUCAGGCUAGCACUUUUAAUCCAAAAUCGUGGAUUAUAGAUAAUGUCUACAAACCAACAGCACGUGUCCAAACCGGAAGUACUUCCUCAUCUGUUGUCUCCACUUCGGCCCCUUUCUCAAUCACAAAAUCAACGGUUCAAGUUAUACCUAAAAGUGAAGCAACACUGACAAUUCCAAGACGAGCAUUAACAGAUAAACCUAAACUGGAUUAUUUUGUAAGCGUGUCAGAAAUUUCAGCUACAACAAAUGGACCGUCUCCGUCAACCGUGACCGAAGAAUUAGAUCUUCCAGAUUCCCCGGAUGUACCAGAUUUACCGGAAGCGCCUGAAUAUCCAGACUCGACCACAUCUGCAGGAACAUUUGAUUGAUAAUGUUUUAAUAUUCUUAAUAGUUUUCUUCACAACAUAAUAACCUUCAAUCUAAUUUUGAUUUUACUGUGUCGCUGGUCGAUAUAAUACAUUCCAAUUA